CGAAAGCGGCGAACGAAGAGGAAAUUGUAGAGAAAACUGUUCAGGAUGGUUCGAACGGAGGGUUAUAGUGUGAUUUUGUUCUGGGUCGGGAAGUGAAUUUCUUCUCGUGAACUCAAACAAUGCCUAGCCUUCAAUUUACAAUGAUAAUCGCCACCGAUCAGACAAGAAUGGAAUUAAAGAGAAACUAAUAAAAGCAGAAUCGAGUGCCGAGCGGAAUUCUAAUUUUCUAUGGUUUUAGUUCAACGCAAUCGACGUAAACUGUUCAAACGUUCGCGAUGGAAAGCAAAAGUUUUAACAAUUUCAAAAGUUACGUAGGUCUGGAGGAACAUGAGAUGCAGCCACUGGGUUCUAGUCGACGUAAUUCUUUAACCGAGAAUAAUGUAAAAUUGUUACCCGGUGAAUGUAUGGUCACCAAAGCACAAAGUGUUCUUAUGUUUUCACCUGUCAGUGAUUUAAAACAAGGAACAUCUGGCAUUUUAUCUGUUACAAAUUUCAAGCUUACUUUCAUCACGACUGAAGAUACAAAUGGAGAAGAUGUGGCCCGUCAACAGAAUCAUCUCUAUGGAUACAUGGAUACAUGUUUAACAAACAUACAGGAUAUUUAUGUAACUGUAGGGGAUAAGAAAAGAAAAUUGGUACCUGGAAAUACAGUACCAUCUAAAGUAAAAGGAAUAUUUAUUAUUUGUAAAAAUUUACGAACGUGGUCCUUUUCUUUCAAAUUCUCACCCAUUGGAGAUGGAAAAAAUCUUUUGCAAGCAUUAUUACAUCAUACUUUUCCUAGUAAACACGAUUUGUUAUUUGCUUAUGAUUACCAAGAAGCUUAUUAUAGUAGUCUUGAUAAAACUGUCCGCUUAUUUCGGGACAUUUCAGACUGGUAUAAUGAAUUAGAACGAACCAUAUGUAAUGAAAAGUUCAGAAAGUUGUGGAGACUGUCUACAGUUAAUAUAGACUUUAAGCUUUGUCGUAGCUUAUCACGGUAUAUUAUUGUACCAGCAUCCAUUACUGAUAGUCAACUAAUGGACGCAGCUAAGCACUUCCAAGGCAGCCGUCCACCAAUUUGGGCCUGGUCAAGUGCACACGGUGCUGCAUUAGUAAAAAUGCCUGAGCUUUCGCCGUUGGUUACCAACAGAAUGCAGGAGAAUAUCAUGUUCGAGAAUGUCCGCAAAAGUCAUCCACAAAAAAUGCCUCCGAUUGUUUUAGAGUUAAAUAAAGACAUUAAUAUAAAGUUAAUAGCCAUAGCUUUCUCAAAAUUUGCCAGUCUGUGCUCUCCAGAAAAUAUAAGGCAAUUUUGGCUUCAGGAUAAUAAUUUUUAUUCGUCCGUGGAGAACACUAAGUGGUUGAAGUACGUAUCGUAUUGUUUGAGUAAAACUGUCGAAACUUGCAAUCAUCUUCACUCAGGAUUUUCUGUUAUUUUACAAGAAGGCGCUGGCACAGAUCUUUGUUGCAUUAUAUCGAGCUUAGUCCAAUUGUUGCUUGACCCUUAUUUUCGUACUUUAAACGGGUUCCAGUCACUUUUACAGAAGGAAUGGGUUGCCGGUGGACAUCCAUUUUGUGAUAGAUUAGGUCAUAUUGCAAAAAGGCCCAUGGAGAAGUCUCCGCUAUUCCUUUUAUACCUUGACUGUGUUUGGCAAUUGAUUCAACAAUUUCCAGCGGAAUUCGAAUUCACGGAAACGUACCUGACGACUUUAUGGGACGCUGCCCAUGUUUGCAUUUUCGACACGUUCAUUUUCAAUUGCGAGAAGGACCGAGUGGCGGCAGCUACGGACCCAGAAAAACCUCUCGUUUUACGGAGCGUCUGGGAUUGGAGGGAGCAGUUCAACGACCAAGAUAUUUUAUUGUUUUACAAUCCUCUGUACAAUCCUCGUGUAGCAGAUUCGAGUGAAAAGUGUGAGAUUAAACCGCUAUACCAUAUCGCGACCAUAGAACUUUGGACACAGUGUUACUUUCGUUGGAUACCGACUUUGGAGAUCCGUAAUGGUGGACAAAAUCACAUAGAGCUUUACGUGAGACUACUACGAAACGAUGUGAAUCAAUUGAGAAUGAACAUAAAUGGCAACUGUGGAUCGCCAAUCAAUAAAUCGAACAGCUAUUCUGUACCAAUGAACAUCGAUAGCUUCUAUCCGUUUUCGAAUAAAAAAUCGGGCAACUCAGUAAGUGCACCGAUCAUGAACAGCUCUAUCCUUGCUACAGAGAGCUUGCUAGAAGCGCAGUCUUUGAUCACUGCAACCGACUGAUGUACAUAUCUCACGCUAACAAUUGUUCUUUUUAACAUUAGAAAAAAGGAGAGAUAUCUCUGUUGCAGUUGCAAGGAGAUUAAAAGUGC
Messenger RNA from Habropoda laboriosa, 2323 nucleotides. Its product is annotated as myotubularin-related protein 10-B. The coding region runs from base 276 to 2234 and encodes 652 amino acids. The transcript has 10 exons. NCBI's taxonomy places the organism in Eukaryota, Metazoa, Arthropoda, Insecta, Hymenoptera, Apidae. The record is from RefSeq and is a predicted model, not a curated record.